Rhizophagus irregularis DAOM 181602=DAOM 197198 is the source of this 1441-nucleotide messenger RNA. RefSeq lists its product as uncharacterized. NCBI's taxonomy places the organism in Eukaryota, Fungi, Glomeromycota, Glomeromycetes, Glomerales, Glomeraceae. The record is from RefSeq and is a predicted model, not a curated record.
GUAAUAAAAAAAUGGAAGGAAGUUCAAGUCAGAAUGGAAGUUCUACCAAUACUGCUCCUGGUAACCUAGAAAAUAAUAACUCUCUUUCGUAUAAAACGAUUUUGUAUGAAAAUAUGUUCAACAAUCGUAUCCUUCUUAAAUUAGGAGAAGAUGGAUUCAUCACGCCUGAUGAAAAGGCAAAAGAACUUAUUAAGGAACUAUCCGAAAUAAAGUAUUUAUAUGCUCUGAAGAUGCUUUUUGAAAACUUGCAAAAUGAAUUUUCAUCUCAAGUUUUAGCAAAUUCAUUAGAAGCUUUAGUUGAUACUCCUUUUAAUCAUUAUUCAAAAGAAAGUGUUGCUAGAUUAGAAUUACAUUUAAGAGCUUUGGUUACCGUCUUAGAACGGAUAUGUUUUUCACCGAUAGUACUUAGUAAAGUACUUCGAGACAAAGUUUAUAAUUCUUUAGCAAAAUUUGCAGAAAUUCAUCGUAAAACAACUCAAGUUAUCGAAAUAGGACUUGAUAAUAAUUUUAGACGAAAUUUCAAUCAAUUCAAUCAACAAAGUAAUAAUCAAGAUGAACAAAUCAUUAAAAAGCAAAUUAUACGAAGAGUUAGAGACUUACUUAAAACUGCAUUGAAUAUUACACCAGGAAUUCUAACAAUGGCAGGAAUCAAUCUUCCAAAUGAUUGUUCAAUCUUAUCAAUGUUUACUCAAAUACGUCAAAGUUUAAGUUUUAAAUAUCCGGUAGCAUCUUAUUAUGUAGAUUGGAGAAUUAUGUUAAUAAUUCAAAAUAAUCUUUUCAUUUGGUCUGAAAGUUCUGAAAAGAUUAUUAGUAAAAAAUUUAAUGAAUUGGUACUUAUGGAUUAUAUUUGGAGCUUUUUGGAAAGAGAAUGGGGUAAUUCUGCAGACAAAUCUAUUUUAGAUUCUCAAACAAAAUUUGAUGAAGUAUCAAAUAAAGUCGUCAAGACUUUGAUAAAUGCUGGAGGCAUUUUAAAUGAUCUUUCUGGAAAUGAACCUAUUGCAUUACCACAUACUUUGUGGUUUGGAAUAUUAGACCUUGCACAAAAUCUUAUCCAAAGAUCAUCCCGAAUAGCAACAUAUGGUCUUUGUUAUUAUUUAGCAAUUGAAUCACUUAAUAAAGCACCAAGUAGUUUUAUUCAGUUUAAAUCUACUGAAUUAUUAUUACAUUUAUAUAAUAUUGAUAGUGAAAUGUUUUCAAUGAUUGAAAUUGAUUUUGAUCAAUACACACAAAAAUUAAGUGAAAAUAAUUUAGAAGAUGUUUUAGAAAAUUUCGAAACUUAUUAACUUUUGUCAAAGAGAAAUAUCAUGAAGAUUUAAAAAUUUUAAUAAUAUUGGAAAAGGAAAAGAGGGAAAAGGAAAAAGUUUAAAUCAAAAUUCAUAUUUAAAGAAAAAACAAACAGUAAAUUCUAAUAUUUUAAAUGUUAUAGCAGAUGAAAUUACUU